Messenger RNA from Eruca vesicaria subsp. sativa (arugula), 2007 nucleotides. NCBI's taxonomy places the organism in Eukaryota, Viridiplantae, Streptophyta, Magnoliopsida, Brassicales, Brassicaceae. The record is from the annotation of a GenBank genome assembly.
AUGUCUCAUUCCAGAAGACUUUCUUUAGAACCUGCCAUAGACUCAGUUUCAAGAAAGUUCCGUGACUCUUUAACUCUACAAAGACACGACAACAAACCAGACUUCCGAGAACUCGAUCUCGGCUCUCCCGUCUCCACCUUAAUGCCACGUGUCUCCUCCUCCUCCGCCUCCUCAGCUGCAGCCACUCCCACCAGCAGCUCCGGCUCCUCAGGCUCCGCUUCCGGAAAACCGUCGGUGACUUCUCACAUCGGUAAAUCCCACUCCGGGGAGAUUCCCGGUUCACCCGGAUCCGGAAUGCCGUCGGUUAAGAGUCUUAAACCGGGUCACAGGAGAUCCUCUUCCACCGGAACGCCGUUGAUCUUCUCCGGCUCUAGCUUCUACUCGGCGACGACGAGCGGCGCCACGUCCGCUCUCUCGCCGAGUCAAGGCUCUUUACCCGCCGGCAACAUUUGCCCGUCGGGUCGGAUCUUGAAAACCGGUAUGGCGACUCGGAGCUCGACCAGGACGGAGACUCUCUGCACAGGAACGGGUAACUACGGACACGGAAACGUCGUGAGAAGCGCCGCCGGGAAGCAGAACGGUGAAAGCUCGGCGGAGGAGUUGAAGAGGUUAGGGAACGAUAUGUAUAGAAGAGGGAACUUCUCGGAAGCUCUGUCUUUAUACGACAGAGCAAUCUCAUUGUCACCGGAAAACGCAGCGUUUAGGAGUAACCGUGCGGCUGCUUUAACGGCGUCAGGACGGUUAGGAGACGCCGUUAGAGAGUGUCUUGAAGCUGUAAGGCUUGAUCCUUCUUACUCUAGAGCUCACCAAAGACUCGCUUCACUCUAUCUCAGAUUGGGAGAAGCGGAGAAUGCUAGACGUCAUCUUUGUUUCUCCGGUCAGUGUCCGGAUCAAGCUGAUCUCCAACGGCUGCAGACGCUGGAGAAGAAUCUCCGGCGAUGCUGGGAGGCUAGGAAGAUCGGAGAUUGGAGAACGGUGGUCAAAGAAACUGAUGCUGCUAUUGCUAACGGAGCUGACUCGUCUCCUCAGCUUGUAGCUUGUAAAGCUGAAGCCUUAUUGCGUCUUAACCAAAUAGAAGAUUCAGAUUUUUGUGUAUCUUGCGUUCCAAGAAAUGAUCAUUACCACUCUCAACCACAAGCUAAACUCUUUGGUAUGGUCGCUGAGGCUUAUGUCCUCUGUAUCCAAGCUCAAGUUGAUAUGGCAUUAGGAAGAUUUGAGAACGGUAUUGUAAAGGCAGAGAAAGCUGCGAUGAUUGAUCAGACCAAUCCUGAGCUUGUGUCGGUUUUAAGUAAUGUUAAGAUGGUUGUGAAGGCACGUACACGUGGUAAUGAGCUGUUCACUUCGGGGAGAUACUCUGAAGCGAGUUUAGCUUAUGGAGACGGGCUUAAACACGAUGGUUCCAACUCGGUUUUGUAUUGUAACAGAGCAGCGUGUUGGUAUAAGCUCGGUUUGUGGGAGAAGUCAGUUGAAGACUGUAACCAAGCGCUCAAGAUCCAUCCUAGUUACAUCAAGGCACUUCUAAGAAGAGCUGCUUCAUAUGGAAGGCUUGGUCGAUGGGAAGAUGCGGUUAGAGAUUAUGAGUUUGUGAGAAGGGAACUUCCGGGAGAUGGUGAAGUCGCAGAGUCUUUAGAGAAGGCGAAAACCGCGGUGAUGACCAGAAGUCAAGAAUCUAAAAGCUUAGGGUUCAAUAACGAAGUUGAAGCGGUUUCUACUUUGGAUAAGUUCAAGAACGUUGUCUCACUUCCCGGUGUCUCUGUGUUUCAUUUCAAAUCAUCAUCAAACCGACAAUGCGAAGAGAUCUCUCCCUUCAUUAACACUUUAUGCCUCCGGUAUCCAUUAGUACAUUUCUUCAUGGUGGAUGUGGAGGAGAGCUUGGCGUUGGUGAAAGCAGAGAGUAUCAGGAAAGUUCCAACGUUUAAGAUGUACAAGAAUGGAGACAGGGUUAAGGAGAUGAUAUGUCCGAGCCACCAGUUUCUUGAAGACUCUAUAAAGCACUUCCUCUUGUAA